Molecule: messenger RNA, 2040 nt
Organism: Emiliania huxleyi CCMP1516
Lineage: Eukaryota; Haptophyta; Isochrysidales; Noelaerhabdaceae
Exons: 1
Coding region: 1-2040 (679 amino acids)
Cellular component (GO): cytoplasm
Molecular function (GO): guanyl-nucleotide exchange factor activity
Source: RefSeq, a predicted model, not a curated record
AUGCCGCAUGUCGUUGGCUGGGGGCGUGCGGUGCGGGGCCAGCUUGGUCUCGACGACGAGUAUCGAGGCAGCCAUGCGGUCCCGCCGUCCCUCGCAUUCCGAAAGCUAUCAGAAGAGAACACUGUCGUCAUGGUUGCUUGCGGCGCCGACUUCACCAUCCUACUGCUCAAGUCUGGAGACGUCUUUGCCAGCGGCUGCAACCUCGCCGGCCAGCUGGGCAACUCUGCGGUGGGUGCAUUUAGUGCCAAGCCGGUGCCCGCACUGGCGGGAAGGGAUGCCCUCAAAGUGGCGUGCGGAGCACAACACGCGAGUGCCGUCACGCACACUGGAGAAGCAUUCCUGUGGGGGCUGAAUGACUCUGGUCAACUCGGUCUUGGACACCGCAAGCCGUGCCCGCAGCCGGUGUCGUUACCGCCUCCAAACCUGUUGAAGACGUGCGAUAGCUUCCCCCAGAGCGAAAACCGGCCGAUGCUUCCCAUGCUGACGAGAUCGAAGAGCUCCAUGCGCUUCAGCCUCGGGGAUGAGGCAUCGGGCAUUGACGGGGCGUGUGUGAUCGAGGACGCCGACGUCCUCCGCCGCAAGGUCCUCCAUGCGCGCGGCAGUUGGGCGGAGUUUGUCGCCGGCGUGGAGGACCGCACGUGGGGCUGGCGAGAGAUUGCCUGCGGCGCACAGCACACCGUCGCCACUUUCCGCUCCCACGACCAACGGGAGCUGCACGUGCUGGCAUGGGGAUCGGGUGCUGCCGGCUGCCUCGGCCACGGCGACCACGUCGACUCAAGCUCCCCCGUCGAGAUCGACGAGGUGACGCGGCAGCAGCUCGACGUCAUCCAGGUGUCCGCCGGCGCCAACCACAGCGCGCUCAUGUGCCGCAACUCGGAGGUAUGGACGUGGGGCUACUGCGCAGACAAUCGGCUCGGUCUAACAACCUCGAGCGUCGCCGCGAGCCAGGCUCAGCUCCGCAGGUUGUCUCUCCGACUGGCCCGAGGAGCGCCGCUCAGCUACUCUGACCUAGACGUCGUGGCCAAGCUGCGACCAGAAAAGGAGAAGGAGCAGGCUUGGGCGGGGGUGCUGACCCUUCUACGCUCUGGCGACGCGCUCUGCAGCCACGACCAGGCGAUGCUUUACGCGCGGGUCGAGGAGGCCCUCCUGGAGAAGGAAGUCUGUCUCGCGCCGGGCCAAUUCCGUUCGUCGGUCCCGCGCCGGGUUGCCGCGCUGCUCGGUGCGCCCAUUGUGCAGGUAAGCUGCGGGAGUGCGCACACUGUCGCCGUCGCUGCCAACGGCGAGGUCUGGGGCUGGGGUUCGUCUUGCUUCGGCCAGCUGGGGCGGCAGCGGAAGAGCCUCGAGCCCCAGGUCAUCCCUGCUCUCUCGCACCGUGAUGCGAUUGAGGCGGCGUGUGGAGCGCAUCACACCGCAGUCGUGACGCGAACCGGCGCCGUCUUGACCAUUGGUAUGAACCUCGAGAUCCAGUGCGGCUCCGAGGGCUCUCUAGGUCAGUCGAAGAGGAAGUCGCCGUCACGGUUGCGUGCCUUCGUCGACAAAGUCCACGGCUGCACGAGCGUUGCGUGCGGCGAUGCGCACACAGUUGUGCUCUCGUCGUCGCAAGAAGGGCCCCGCGCGGCGGCGCAAGAAGAUAACGGCGAGGCAGAUGCGCUCCUGCUCCCCCCGGGAGUUCAGCUGGUGCCACCGACGGGAUUGGGCAAGCCGCCACGGCUGCGCUACUCGCGGUCCCUGCCGACAUUGGUGACUCGCUCUCGUGAGAUGGAGUCUCUGAGCAAGGGGCCAGAGACCCCUCAGAGCAUGACAAGGGUCCGCCCAUCUGUAGCCGCUCUGCGCGGCCGCGCCGACCCCGUCACAGGAGGGCCCGAUGCGUCCUUUGCCGGUUCCAUCUCGUCUUGGCAAGAUUCCGGCCGGAGCGAGGCCUCGACGAGCGAGACGGCGAGCACCCUUGAGUGGACGCAGCUGGACAGGCUCGGGCUGCAAAACAGCAACGUCUACCUCUCGCCCGAACUCAAGCGGCGACACAGCUUUGUUCUUCUCUGA